GUGUUGAUGGAAUUUUUCCUUUCACAUUAAAUUGAGUAAGAAGUUUAUUAUUUUGUAUUCUCAAUUGCUUACAAAACAAACAAAUUAAUUUAAAAAAAAAAAAAAAAACUAAAAAAGUCGCUAAUCGCUGUGUUGAUGUUAUGAUGGCGGUAAAAAACGAAUUGAAAUAUUAUAUGAACUUAUCGGAUGGAGAUAUUUUGAAUGCUUUUGUUCAGUUGCACGAUUUGAAGACUGAAAUAAUAGUUAACUCUUCUACUGAUACAAAAUCAUCAUCCAAUUUCUGUAGUAACUCGCUUUCUAACAGCUCAAAUAGCACUGAUUCAGCUAUUAGUGUUUCACCUACUAAUAAAUUAUUUCAAAGUAAUGAAGCAUCUAAAUUUUAUGAAAAAGCUUCAUUUAAUAAAAGCUAUGAUUCUACUAGCACGGAAGCAUUUGAGAACUUGAAUAUAAUCAGUUCGAUGUUUGAUAUCUUCGAAGAUUUCAAGGAAUGUUGGCGGGCACAAGGCCAUUCGUUAAAUCAUAAAGUUUAUGAAGAUGCUGAAAACAUUAUUUCAGUUACCAUACAAAGUGAAAGAUUGCAGAAAAUAAAUGUAGUCAUUGACCAUUUGAAAGAAGUCUCUGAGAAAUUUCGUAAAUUAAAGCAAUUGUUAAGAUCUUGCGAUCAAACUGAUAGCUUGAAAUCUCAUGUUCAGUAUCAUAGGCAUAUAUUAAAUUUUUUUGGCUUUGCUAAUAACAUUAUGAAAGAUGUAGCGAAGGAUUUAGUUGCUUUAGAAGACUCUUGCCCUGCAAGUCAUAGAGAUUUGGCAUAUUCUGAGUUUUCUAAAAAAGUCUUUUUGUUGACGUCAGAAAUCCAUAAAAGCAUGGACAGGCUGAAGGAGUUUGAAGGUUAUGUACGAUCUCCAGAAAUAAAUAACAUAGCUGAUUGUUUCUAAAUUGCUAGCAAUUUAUAUUAUAACAAUUAAUGAUUGUAAAUAUAUUUCAAAUCAAUAAAUUAUAUUUUGUAAAGUU
Molecule: messenger RNA, 1008 nt
Organism: Parasteatoda tepidariorum (common house spider)
Lineage: Eukaryota; Metazoa; Arthropoda; Arachnida; Araneae; Theridiidae
Source: RefSeq, a predicted model, not a curated record